Mus pahari (shrew mouse) is the source of this 2581-nucleotide messenger RNA. It is a transcript of the gene Nfkbiz, whose product is annotated as NFKB inhibitor zeta. Gene Ontology annotation, molecular function: DNA binding; POU domain binding. Bases 86 to 2290 code for a protein of 734 amino acids. The transcript is spliced from 12 exons. Gene Ontology annotation, biological process: regulation of gene expression. NCBI's taxonomy places the organism in Eukaryota, Metazoa, Chordata, Mammalia, Rodentia, Muridae. Gene Ontology annotation, cellular component: nucleus. The record is from RefSeq and is a predicted model, not a curated record.
ACGUACAAGUCGCUCUGCCGCAGCCAACCGCGUAGCCAUCCGGUGGCGCAGGUGUCUGGGGACCCCGAGCGCCUAGCCUGGGAGCAUGAUCGUGGACAAGCUUCUGGACGACAGCCGCGGCGGAGAGGGGCUGCUGGACGCGGCCGGCGACUGCGGCCUCAUGACCAGCCCGCUCAACCUGGCUUACUUCUACGGCGCCUCGCCUCCUUCCGCCCCCGGCGCCGGCGACACCGGCUACCUGUCCGCCGUGCCCUCCGCGCCCGGCUCGCCCGGCUCCGACUCCUCCGAUUUCUCCUCCACUUCCUCCGUGUCCUCCUGCGGGGCCGUGGAGUCCCGUCCCAGAGGUGGCGCCCGCGCCGAGCGCCCUCAAGUUGAGCCCCACAUGGGGGUUGGCAGGCAGCAGAGAGGCCCCUUUCAAGGUGUACGCGUGAAGAACUCGGUGAAGGAGCUCCUGCUACACAUCCGAAGUAACAAACAGAAGGCUUCUGGCCAACCCGUGGAUGAGUUUAAGACACAGAGCGUGAACAUUGAGCAACUGACAGACCUGAAGAGUGCAGUGUCUGCAGUGGGGAAAAGAAAGGGACCGGAUCCUCUGUCUGAUGGACCAGUUUGCAAGAGGCCAGCUCUGUUGCCUUCUCACUUCGUGACGUCACCGCAAACGCCUACACCUGGGGAGAGCAUGGAAGAUGUUCGCCACAGCGAAUCCAAGCUGGAUAGUAGUGCUGCCCUGCUUCAGAAUAUUAUAAACAUCAAGAAUGAGUGCAACCCAGUUUCACUAAACACUGUCCAGGUUAGCUGGAUGAGCCCCGCAGUUCCCCAGAACUCCCCAAGAGACCAGUGCCAGGAUUUCCAUGGAGGCCAGGCCUUCUCGCCACCUCAGAAAUACCAACCGUUCCAAGUCAGUGGCUCUCCACAGAUGAUGGACCAGGCGUCAAUGUACCAGUAUUCACCACAAACACAGAACAUGCAGCAGCCGCCACCGCCACCGCCACCCCAGCCGCCGCUGCCACCGCAGCAGCAACAUCAACAGAAUUAUCCCCACAACCCACCUCUGCAGUUCAGUCCUUAUUCUAGAAUGUCCCAGUCUCCCAAGUAUGAUUCCAACCUCUUUGAUACUCAAGAGCCACAGUUCUGCACAAGCCAAAGUUUCGUGUCUCUGCUGACUGGCCAAGGGGAAUCUGAGGCUCUUGCUGUUCCCGUUCAGGCUCCCACCAGCGUCCCACCCCAAACUGACACGCAGUUGCAGACCUUCAGCCUGAUGCCAAGCAAUGCCUGCGAGGCCGUCGGGGUGCACGAUGCGGGCUCGCAUUCUUUGGGCACCUCCCUGUCACUCCAGAACAUCAUGGGAAGCCCGAUGAACACCACCCAGCUAGGGAAGUCAUUUUUUCAGUGGCAGGUAGAGCAGGAAGAAAGCAAAUUGGCAAAUAUCCCCCAGGACCAGUUUCUCGCUAGGGAUGGAGACGGUGACACGUUUCUCCAUAUUGCUGUUGCCCAAGGGAGGCGAGCGCUCUCCUAUGUCCUUGCAAGAAAGAUGAACGCUCUUCACAUGCUAGACAUUAAGGAGCACAAUGGACAGAGUGCCUUUCAGGUGGCGGUAGCCGCCAAUCAGCACCUCAUUGUGCAAGAUCUGGUGAACCUUGGUGCCCAGGUGAACACCACGGACUGCUGGGGAAGGACACCUCUGCACGUCUGUGCGGAGAAGGGCCACUCCCAGGUGCUCCAGGCCAUCCAGAAGGGAGCGGUGAGGAGCAAUCAGUUUGUGGAUCUUGAGGCAACGAACUAUGAUGGCCUGACUCCCCUCCAUUGCGCGGUCGUGGCUCACAAUGCGGUAGUGCAUGAACUGCAGAGGAAUCGGCAGCCUCAUUCGCCCGAAGUGCAGGAUCUCUUACUAAGGAAUAAGAGCCUGGUGGACACCAUUAAGUGUCUGAUUCAGAUGGGAGCCACAGUGGAGGCAAAGGAUCGGAAGAGUGGCCGCACAGCCCUGCACUUGGCAGCGGAAGAAGCAAAUCUGGAACUCAUUCGCCUCUUUUUGGAGUUGCCCAGUUGCCUGUCUUUCGUGAAUGCCAAGGCUUACAAUGGAAACACCGCCCUCCACGUUGCUGCCAGCCUGCAGUAUCGGGUGACGCAGUUGGACGCAGUCCGUCUGUUGAUGAGGAAGGGAGCCGACCCCAGUACUCGGAACUUGGAAAAUGAACAGCCCGUGCAUUUGGUCCCCGAUGGCCCCGUGGGAGAACAGAUCCGACGUAUCCUGAAGGGGAAGUCCAUUCAGCAGCGAGCACCACCAUACUAGGUCCAUUGGCGUGGAGCCUGGUUCAGCGACACUCACUGUCAGUUAGGCAGUCCUGAUGUAUCUGUACAUAGACCAUUUGCCCUGUAUUGGCAAAUGUAAGUUGUUUCUAUGAAACAAACCCAUUUAGUUCACUAUUAUAUAGUGGAUUAUAUUAAAAGAAAAGAAGACAGAUAUCUAAUUUUCUUGGCCGAAUUGCGUAUUUCAUACCCAGGUAUCUGGGAUCUAUCUAUAUAUCUGAAUUUGAUCUUGAAUGGUAAAAUUGCCUUCAGUAACCAGUAGCUUUCGGGUAGG